Microplitis mediator is the source of this 584-nucleotide messenger RNA. RefSeq lists its product as uncharacterized. The record is from RefSeq and is a predicted model, not a curated record. The transcript is spliced from 3 exons. The coding region runs from base 92 to 421 and encodes 109 amino acids. Lineage: Eukaryota; Metazoa; Arthropoda; Insecta; Hymenoptera; Braconidae.
UAUUUUGAAGCCACUUUAAGUUUGGACUUCGCUCUGUAAGCUGGUACAUCGCUAUUGUAAUUUUUAAUUAUUGAAAUUUUAAUAAUUCAUCAUGAUUCGUCUAACAGUUUACUGCAUUCUCAUCACCUACGUUGUCUCGGUCAAUUGUCAGCCUCUAUCCGAGUCACACCCAUCUCAACUUAAUAAAGUUGACGAAGUGCCUUUGUGGGAAAAAUAUGAUGGUAAAUUCAUGGAGAAUUUAUUGCACAAAUUAGCAAACUGUGAAUUGGAAAAAAAUGAUGAAGAAUCAGUACAACUCCGUACAGAAUUAGAAGAAUUAUAUACAGACACAUUAAGAGCUCGCGAAUUAGAUAGUUGGAUUCCGGCACAUCUUAAAGCAAUAAGAGAAUCUAGACAGAAAAGAUGUUCAAAAUCAUUCUAAGGUUGUGGACAUGAUACAAAUUAGCCGCAUAUAAGAAGCUAAUUAUGCGGUUAAUUACCUGGUUUCAAUUUAUCAAUGCAUUUGGAAAUGAUUUGUAUCUUAUUUUUUAAUUGAAUUAAUUGAUAAAUUUAUGGGUUACCAUUAAUAAUGUUUCGAAAAUAAA